UAUCGGCUACCGGACCAAGCGAUCAGGUUAUUUUAUAAGGGCAAUAUUGUAAUAUGGACAUCAUCAUCGUAUAGCUGACGCGUUCCACUUUCCGUCUGCUCUUUACCGUCUCGAGUCCCGACUUCCCUCCCUUACUGGUUCUCCUUCGAUCUUCACACAGCAGAAGUUACCAAAUCAAAUACGCACUUUCUUCCUUGCUUGGGGUUUCUAAUCCCUAAACCUCGAUCUACUGUAAUCAGAAACUAUCACUCAACUUUUAAGAUUAGAAGGGAAGUUUUGACACGUCGACAAAAUCCUAGAGAGAUAGAGAGGUUUUGACUAGCUUUUCAUGAUCAGAUUCGAUUGUGGCAUCCUCAGUUCUUUAAACUUAGAGGAAAAGAAAGUUCUUUCGUAUAGAUUGAAUCUGUUCUUAUAUUGCUUUAAUCGAUGGAUUUAGACGCUCAAGGAGGUAAUAGUCGCGUAUUCCAGAGACUCGGCGGUCAAUCAGUUAACGACCCGAGGCACCAGAUAGUCUGCCUUCAUUGGCGGGCGGGUAGAUGUAACCGGUUCCCAUGCCCCUACCUUCAUAGAGAAUUGCCUGCGCCGCCGCCCGCUGGCUCCAAUGGCAAUGCAUCCAAGCGUGGGUUUGCUGGUGAUUCGGGAUUUUCCGGGCGGUCUGGGACGCGGAGAAGUGGCAAUUUUAGUAACUCGUCGACAUGGGGACGUGUUGGGAAUAAUAAGACAUUGAGGAAGGCUGAGAAAGUUUGUAAUUAUUGGGUUCAAGGCAAAUGUAGUUAUGGCGAUAAGUGCAGGUUCUUGCAUUCUUGGAGUUUGGGUGAGAGUUUUGCGCUGUUGACUUCUCUUGAAGGUCACCAGAAGGUUGUAACUGGAAUUGCUUUGCCUUCUGGCUCUGAUAAGCUUUACACGGGGAGUAAUGACGAGACAGUAAGAGUUUGGGAUUGUCAGUCUGGCCAGUGUAUGGGUGUGGUUCAGCUGGGUGGCGAGGUUGGUUGCAUGAUCAGUGAAGGUCCUUGGAUUUUUGUUGGUGUACCAAAUGUUGUUAAGGCAUGGAAUACACAAACUAACACUGAUCUAAGUCUAACCGGACCUGUUGGACAAGUUUAUGCCCUGGUUGUGGGUAAUGACUUGCUCUUUGCUGGUACGCAGGAUGGGGCAAUAUUGGCAUGGAAAUUUAAUGCAGCUACCUUUAACUUUGAACCAGCAGCAUCACUUACAGGUCAUAGUGUUGCAGUUGUUUCGUUAGUUGUUGGAGCUAACAGACUGUAUUCUGGUUCCAUGGACCAUUCUAUAAGGGUCUGGAAUCUUGAAACUUUGCAGUGUGUACAAACACUAACCGAUCAUACUUCAGUUGUUAUGUCUGUUCUUUGUUGGGACCAGUUUCUUUUGUCAUGCUCAUUGGACCAAACAAUAAAGGUGUGGGCUGCUACAGAAAGUGGAAACUUGGAAGUAACAUACACUCAUAAGGAAGAACAUGGCCUGCUCACUCUCUGUGGGAUGCAUGAUUUUGAAGGGAAACCAAUCUUGCUGUGUUCUUGUAAUGAUAAUUCUGUCCACCUAUUCGAUUUACCAUCGUUUUCAGAAAGGGGUAAAAUCUUUUCUAAACAGGAGAUUCGUGCCAUUCAGACUGGUCCGGGGGGUUUGUUUUUCACUGGUGAUGGAACUGGUCAAGUGAGAGUGUGGAAAUGUCAAGUUGAACCGACUCCUGUUGCCUGAUGGUCAUUUCUACUUGAGAUAUCUGUGUAUUUCCUUUUCAUUGGUUAUUCAAAUUUAUUUGUUUCUCGGUGCCUCUUGUGAUGCAAGUCUGAGGAAGGAGUAACAAGCAGAGAAUACCAGUUUUGGGUUCGCAGGAUCAGCAUGUGCCAUAGUAAUCUAUUGUAGAAAGAAGAGUAGCAUGGCUCAUAUCCAAGUUUGUAACAGUUGAGACAGCUUUCUGGUAUCCGCCUGACCAAAAAGACAAUUCCAGCGUUCAGUGAACCGAGAUCAAUAUAUAUUCAUUGUGAUGAUCAAAUAUACUUUUCUUCCUGGCCUUGACAUGCAUUAAUGGUGUUAGGAAUGUGGAAUAAUGUUAUUGGUCCUGUUUCAGCAAUGUGUAGCUCUGUUCUUCCUAAAAAAUUUUUCAAGUUUAGGGUCUCCAUUUGUGUAGAUACCUGCAUCUUUUACAGGUCGGAUUGUAGUUACUAGAGUAUAUUCAAGUCCUCACGUUAACAUUUGGCUGAGCAGCUUAUUGUGGAGAAGGUGAUUGGAAGCAUAACUUAAAUAAUCUCUAUUUGCGAUAUUUCCAUGUGUGGGAGGUGAUUGUAACAAAUUGUGCCUUUUGUCGAGGAGAAAAUUUUCAAUCUUUGAAAGUUAGCAAGUUACUUCGAUUA
This is a messenger RNA of Jatropha curcas, 2366 nucleotides long. Its product is annotated as zinc finger CCCH domain-containing protein 48. Lineage: Eukaryota; Viridiplantae; Streptophyta; Magnoliopsida; Malpighiales; Euphorbiaceae. Gene Ontology annotation, molecular function: protein binding; metal ion binding. The record is from RefSeq and is a predicted model, not a curated record.